Messenger RNA from Patella vulgata (common limpet), 8374 nucleotides. Its product is annotated as pikachurin. The coding region runs from base 212 to 2806 and encodes 864 amino acids. Gene Ontology annotation, molecular function: calcium ion binding. NCBI's taxonomy places the organism in Eukaryota, Metazoa, Mollusca, Gastropoda, Patellidae. The record is from RefSeq and is a predicted model, not a curated record. The transcript is spliced from 14 exons.
UUUCUGCUACGAGUGACGAAAAACGUCUUCUUGGCUCGAGCGCUUUGUCAGAACAGUGAAUGACUUGAGUUCGUGGAAGCACGAGAAUUUUGUCAUUUACCAUGUCGAAUUAACUACCUGUUGAUGUUGUUUAACAGUAAAAUAUAAAAAACACAAAUAGUGUGUGAAUGCUGCAUAAAUAUAACAGUUAAAUUGCAUAGUAUCGGUAAAAAUGGCGACUAAAGGUAGAGAAAUUCAACAUGUAUUUCUAGUACUAUGGAGUAUCCUCACAUUUUUGACAGUAUCGGUGUCAUCUUCACAGCACCCGGAAAGAAUUGUUGCUUUCUUUAACGGUGAUUGUGCUGUAUCUAAUCCAUGUCAACACGAUUGUGAAAACAUAAACCAUCAAGGUUUCUUCUGUGUAUGUCGUGAAGGAUACUACCUCAAUAAAGAUGGAAAAACAUGCUCAGUCUCGGUGCAUGAAAUGUUUCCCGAAGUAUCAGAAGAAAAACCACAAAGAGAUGAAAUAUAUAUUCGUGAAAAUAACCAACUUGAUAGCCAAUCAAUAUACAGUAUUUAUGAAUCUAACCAAUCAAAAGACAAAAAUACUCGAUUGGUUAACAACGAACAUAGAAAAGUUAAGAACUUACAAACUGAUGCAUCAUCAGAAUAUACUAUUCAUACAGUAGAUCUUAAGAAAGAUGUUGAUGUUCCACCACAGCUUAGUGAGUUACGAAUUCAUGAGGGUGGGGACAGUCAAGAGGGUUCUGUUCGAUAUGUUGAUUUAUCAAUGCAGAAUAUUCCAAGGAAACCAGUCAAAUUGAGUGUAAAGCAACUGUGUUUGGAUGUAGUGUGUCAGAAUAAUGGAACUUGUGUUGUUGAAGGAAAUAUUCCACGGUGUGAUUGUCCACUUGGUACAGCUGGAAGUAGAUGUCAGAAAUAUAUUUCUGUACGAUAUCCACAAUUUUUUGGGAUGGGAUAUUUAGCACUGCCAGUUUUAAAGGAUGGAUAUAAAGAAUUUACUAUUGUUGUUGAAUUCCGACCACAGGCACAGAAUGGUCUAUUAUUGUUUAGCUCAGAAACAGAAUCGGCAAAAUCUGACUUCUUUUCUAUAGCAUUGAUUGAUGGAUUUGUUGAAUUCAGGUUUGACUGUGGAACUGGUUUAGGUGUUAUAAGAAGCACUGAAAUGGUUAAGAUUGGCCAGUGGAAUAGAGUAGCAUUAUUUAGAAUUGAUAAUUCUGCAACAUUAAGAUUAAACAAUGAUGAACCUGUUGAAGGAACAGCCAAGGGAGAAUUCUCUCGAAUUACACUGAGGUUAAAUGUCUAUGUAGGAGGAUAUAGUAAUAUGUCUGCUAUAUCAUCACGUAUUGGAACUAGGAAGCGAUUGGUUGGCUGUGUGCAAGAAGUCAGUAUAAAUGGUUAUAGAUAUGAUUUAAGAAAAGCUGAUAUUGUUGGUGAUGCUGAGUUUGGUGUUAAUGUUGGUGAAUGUAGUCAAGGUAUUUGUGAAACUGUAAGCUGUGAAAAUGGUGGUAUAUGUAGUAUAAAAUCAGCUGAUAGCCAUGUUUGUUUAUGUCCACUGGGAACAUCAGGAGAUACCUGUGAACACAAACAUGAAAUCCACAUACCAAGGUUUAGUGGCCAUGCAUAUCUUCAGUAUGAGGGUCUAGGACGAUCUGUAUUAACAUAUACAGAGAUAGAAGUGGUAUUUAAACCAACAACAGAAGAAGGUUUAAUAUUUUAUAAUGGUUAUACUAAAGAUAGAAAGGGGGAUUUCAUAUCUCUAGCUUUAAGAGACAGUUAUUUUGAGUUUAGAUUUGAUCUUGGAACUGGUCCAGCUAAAUUAAGGAGUUUGACACCUUUAGCCAUUAACCAGUGGCAUGUAGUACGUAUAUCACGAACUGGUCUACAAGGUACAUUAAAGGUUGAUGAUCAGUUAGAGAUAGAGGGUGAAUCACAGGGAGCUUAUACACAACUCACAUUAUUAGAGAAUCUAUUUAUAGGUGGACAUGCUAAUUAUGAUGAAAUGUCCAAACAUGUCAACAUGUCAAAAUCUUUCACUGGUUGUAUACAGAAGGUUGUUAUUAAUAAGAAACCAUUGAGUAUUAUGGAAGCUGCUCUAGAUGGUGUGAACGUAGAACCAUGUGAACAUCCGUGUGAUGGUACACCAUGUAUGAACGGUGGAGAAUGUGUACCACAACAAGAUGUCUAUCAAUGUUACUGUCCAUUAGGUUAUUCUAAUACAAACUGUGAAGAUCGAAUGAGAAAGUUACCAUCCAAACCAAUGUUUAAAGGAAAUGGCUUUCUGAUAUAUACAGAUAAAAAAGUUGUAAAAAGAGUAACAGGAAGUAAAAUAGAUCUACAGAUGUAUAUAAAACCUCAAGAUAAAAAUGGACUAAUAUUUUGGACGGGCCAGAAUCACAUGAAAACAGCUAGUGAUUUCAUUGCUCUAGGUUUUCGUGAUGGCAGUCUACAGUUUCGCUUUAAUCUAGGAAGUGGAGAAGCUGUGAUUGGCUACAAUGAUUCCCGAUUAUUUGAUGGAUCUUGGCAUUUCGUUCGAGCCCAAAGAGAUAAACAAGAUGCAUAUCUAGAGAUAGAUGGUAUAGAGAUAGUUGAAGGCAGUUCACCUGGUAGUUACACCAUGCUAAAUACAAAUAAAAUGGUAUAUUUAGGUGGAAUGACCGAUGUAGCUGAAAAAACCCUAGGAAAAUUUACAACUGGAUAUACUGGCUGCAUUAAAGAUAUAACACUAGCUACAGAUUUCAAAGUGAAGUUGAUUGGUCAUGCACAAAGUGGUCGAAAUGUUAACCAAUGUACAAGAAGAGUUUGAUGUGAUAAAAAUUGUGAUUUGACUCAAAAUGAACAGCAAGUUAUUUUGUUGUGUAGUAGAUAUAUUUCAUUUAAUAACGAAGAUGAUCAGUUGGCAUUAAAUAACCAUUGAUUUAUGAUGAGGAUUGUAUCAGUUAUUGUACUGUAAAGAGGUUAAUAUUCAUCUGUAAUUAAAGACUGAUGUUUCCAAUAACUAUUUUAUUCUAUAGACAUUGGAAACGUCUAGUAUUAUACAGCUCAUAUAACCUCAUUAACUUUAAUAAUAAGACUCAAGCUGUCAUGUUUCAUAUAUAGAAUAUUAUAUUAUUUCAUCUGAUAUCAGACUAUUCUAUAUAUUGGUAAUAUCAGCCAUAAUUUCAUAUCUCAUUGUUUUAAUUUAGAUUAUCUUAAAUAUUUAACACUACAAUUUGGUGAAAUUUGUAUGUUUUACUGUUGAUUAAUUAGUAAUUUUGUAUAAUUAAAAACGAAAGGAUUUAAAACGGACAAUGGGGUAAUACCCCAAGUUGGGUCCAGGUUUGGAAUUCCCCCAAUCUGAUUGACAUGUACCAUGUUAUCGCUUGCAGCGAAAUAAUAACUGAUAUAUUUUUGACAUUUAUUUCCCAUAAAGAUAUAUUUGUUGCAUUUAUCUGUAUUUGCGAAAAACUUGUCUAUUUUAUUUUAUUAAAGAUACGUUAUGUAAGAUUUGGAUAAAGAAGUGGCAGAUCUUGCUUUAAUAGUUCAAAAAUAGAUAAUGCAAAAUGAAUAUAUUGAAAAUAUUUCAUUCAGAUUACUUUACUUGAGCGAAGUUAUCCAAAUUUGUAGUUUGGACAAGAUGUGUGCAUUGAUUGUUUAUUAUCAUAAUUAAAUCAUUAAAUGGCCGAAUCAUUCUAAUCUACUUAAAAUCAGAGCCAUUUGAUGGCAUCGAGAGUUGAUUAUGGUCUUCUUGUGUUAAUAAAAGUCUAAUAUUAAUAAUUUAUAUAACAUUUAAGGCCGAAAGAACGACCUGCAAAAAGCAGAUUUAGCUCUUAAAUAAUGCCUUUUUAAGAAAAAGUUUAAAACUUCUGAAAUGGUUUAAAACUUCUGAAAAAGUUCUAAGGUAGCUAUAACAAUUCAUAUAAAAUACAAACUGAGUAACAAGCAAAAUUUGUUUUUUGUAAUGAAACAAAUGGCAUAGACCAUGGGUCGGGUCCAUAAAUAAUUGAACACCACCGAUGGGAAUUGGAAUUGGUUUGGACCAUUGGUGAGGCGUUAAAUCUUUCUCUGAUUAUUAAUUGACUAUCCAUACACAACAUUAACAAAAAAGAAUUACUAUUCCAUAUGUUGUUGCUCUUUUUAUUACAUGACAUUUACCGUAGUUCAUUUACAAUAUAAAAAUCUGGGGUUUUUUCCCCCAGUAGAAGUAUUGGAAUAACAACUGUACCACACUUUUGUUUGAUAUUCCAUGGGGAAAAAAGCCAAUAUUAUUUGUUCAUUCAUUGAUAAAAAAUAUAUAUCAUCCAGUUCAUAUUAUUUGAAUCAAAAAAAAAUUGUGCUAUUAUUCUAUAAAAAAUGUGGCUUGCUGUAAUUAUUUUGAAUAUAUUUUAAAUCAAAAUAUUUUUUUCUUUAUAAUGUGCUAUUAUUUCAUAAAAAUUUACAUAGAUGAGCAAUUAUAAUCUUUUAUCAUAUUAGUAUCAUUUAUGACAAAUUCUUAAAUUGAUUUUACUACGCAGAGAUUUUAUAAAUACAAAUUUUCCUAAACUGUUUUUUUACUACAAGUACCAGUAAACUUUCCUUUUUUCUACAAGUACCGGUAAACGUUUUUAUAUGCCCACAUUGAAAUGUGGUCGUAUAUUUUUGGUCACCCCAUCCAUUCAUCCGUUGGUCCCGCCAUCCACAAUAGCUUGUGGACAUUUUAGAGGUUAAAUUUAUUUUUAGACACACUGUUCAAGGUCAUGAGACGAAGAAGUCUUUGAUUUUCAACGAUUUCUGAUAAUUACUGCCUGAGUUAUGACAAUUGAUCACUCUAAAACAGCUUUUGGAUGCUCUAUAGGCUAAAGUUAAUAUCCGAUUGACUUUAAAUUUAAACACAGUGUUUAGGGCCAUGGGAUGAAGAGGCCGAUUCAUUUUCAACGAUUUCCGAUAAUUACUGCCAGAGUUAUGACCCUUGAUCACUUUAAAAUAUCUUGUGGGCGCUUUAGAGGCUAAAGUUAGUAUUCGAUUGACUUUAUAUUUACACAAUGUUUAAGGUCAUGAGACGAAGAAGCCUCUUCAUUUUCAACGAUUUCUGAUAAUUACUGCCAGAGUUACGACUUAGCUGCUAUGGGCGUAUGUUUCUUUGCCUGGCAAACUAUUAUUACAGGGUUUAUGGUUGUAAUUAUUUAAAUUAUUUAUAUACGUACCAAAUAUUGAGAUAUAUUUGAUUUGGGCACCAAGUAAGAUAAAUGCAAUGGUUGCUUAAUAUUAUGUAUAAUAAUAAGGGAUUUAAGAAAACAUUAUAUACUCUAUAUAUUCUUUAUUUCAAUCAAAUUGUAAUAACGUACUAUUAACUUUGUCCUUGUUUUGAAUUUCGAAACUCUGAAAAAUUAUAAUAAUUUAAUUGAAAACAGCAAUUAAAUAUAUUUGGUUAGUAAUGCUGUGCUUUAUGUUUGAACUGUAUGAAUAUUUUAAAGAUUCAACAACAAAAUUACAAGAGAAUCACGACUUUCAAAAUCUGUGAUUUUUGUUAUAUAUUUGAACUUCUAAUUCACAUUUUUUGUUUGUUGAGUUAUGCCAUUGCUGUUUCAUAAAUCUUUUAUUUUUCACAGUGGAGAAAUUACUUUGCAAAUUCCAUUUGACUAGUAGCAGGAACAAAAUAAAUUAUACCCAGAGCACUGAUCAGAUAUUAUUUUGAUGGAAAAUCUGAGAACACAAGAGAACACUAAUCAUGCUAAUGAGAAAUAAAUUGAGGAAAAAAACACAACAUCUGUAUGAAAACAUUAUAAUGACUUUUGUUCUUGUUAAAGGGCAGAGUAUCACUCAUAAAUUUUCUGGCAAUUAGAAAUAAAGCAUUAUAAUUAUAUAUCACUUAUCAUCAUUUCUAACUUUUUACUUUCAAAAAGAGAAUUGUAUGAUUUGAAUUCUGACUGUUUUAUACUCAACCAUAAUAAUUUGUAAUAUAUAUCGCUUGUAAAUAUGAUAUUAUUUAAUGUUAAAGCUUCUUAGUGUGAUAUUGUUGAUUUUUUAUUUUGUGUUAUUUCAUAUUUAUGUCAUCAAGUUUUUGUUAGUAUUUGUAAUCAUUGUAUUGUUGUUAAGGAAGUACAGUAUUCAGUUUUCAGUCUUCAGUCGGCUUUGAUGUUAUUUUAAAGAUCUUUAUCAAAUUGUCCUAAUCUAAAGUAUCAAACUUAUAAUGAGAGCAUGAAAUUCAUUUUUCAUAUUAAUUUGAAAUGUUUGUUUCAUCUUUUUCACAUUGGUGAUUACUGUUCAUCUUUUUCACAUUGGUGAUUCAUAGUUUAUUCAGAUAUACACAUAGAUCACCUCCAUUCUUAUAGGUCUUCCACUUAGAGGCAUUGUCAGGUUUUUAUUUUGUGAGACUGUCUGUGCUCUAUUAACAUAUGAUUUUAAUUAGGACUAUGUAUUUUGUAUAGUGUGGCAUCUUCCAGAAAUGUAUCUGUUGUAAAAUAACAGAUUUAAAUAGACAAAUCAUGAAAGUUUAAAAUCAAAAUACUGAAGCUUUCUGAAAAAAUCGCUAGAUUUACUGAACUCAUUUUAAGAAACUUCAUCUGUUUCUUGAUAUAAUUAAAUGGUUAUCCAAGUACUUAUAUAACAAGUAAUUGUGUGACUUAUUGCCAACACCAACUAGAAAUUACAAGUUUGUAUUUCUUUUUAAAAAGUGUCAUAGCUUAAGAAAGUUGCAUUGGAGUCAGAUAAAGAUCUCUUAAGAAAUUAUCACACAGAAUUAAUCAGUUUUAUUCACUAAAAUGUAUUUUACAUUGCUCCUUUAAUCAGAGAGCUAAAAAUUCUUGUACUACAUAGCGGUUAUAGCUCAAAAUGAAAAAUAAAUUAUGGUAUAAUUGAAGCAGAUUUAAGUAUGUUUAUUAAUAGUAGUAAACUAAUUAUUAAUUUGUUUCAGUGAAAUGUAGGAAUUAAAUGUAGCAAGACUAACCCAUGGAAAAAUUAUACUGUUUACAAAUAUACAGUCUUCAAAAUAAUUAGGUCUCAUAACAUAAAAAUUUGGCACUGCCUCUUCAGAACCAUCACAAUAGCCUUAAAUAUUUAUAAUUGUGUUGCAAACUUAAUUAUUAUAUUACACAAAUAAUUCUUAUUUUAAUCAUCUAUUAACUAAUGGACAUUAUUAACUCAGAAUUACAGUAACUCAAAAGUUUCAGGAAUUGUGAGAAAACUUUGCAAGAAAGUUUAAAGCUGAUAUAUGAACCUGUAUUUGAACUAUUUUUAUAUAUAAAGAAAAUUAAUAACUUGUUACUGUAUGUAUGUUGAUAAAAACUGUAAUUGUUUGUUGGUACAGCAGAACUAUGUUAGGUUAAAUAUUUUGAUGUUGGUAACAACAGAACUGUGUUAGGUUAAAUAUUUUGAUGUUGGUAACAACAUAACUGUGUAAGGUUAAGUAAUUUAUGUAUUUCAAUAGAAAAAGUACAUUUGUAGUUGCUAUAAAUUUAUUUCAAUUUGUGUAAGUUUUUAACAGUUCUUUUUAUUCAUCCAUUGUAUAACAUGUCAUAUAUUGUCUUGCCCACUUCAUCCAGCUUGUUGAGAUUUUUGUUUUCAAACUUUGAAAAAACAUUAAUGAUAUUCAAAACCAUGUGUCAAGUACUCUCAGAGAUAUUUCUCUGUGAACAAAAACCUUGUAAAGGAUCCACAGAGAUAUAUCUUUUUCAAAUUUACAGAGAUUGUUUGGUUAGUAGUAAGGUUCAGAGUCAUGUUCAGUUAUUUGUCAGUUAUACCUGGCUUGUAAUUACACACACUGUGUUUUUGGUGUCAUCACAUUGAUAAAACUUUUCAAAUGAACCCUUUUGAAAUUCAGAGUCUUUCUCUAAGUGCAAUGCUGUAAACCAUUGGUCUAGUGAUAUUAUUGCUUAAAGUUCUGGAGAAAUAGUUCAAAGCAUUACGAAAACGACCAACAAUUUGGCUGCUGGUGGGUGCAUUUUAGUUGCCUGGCACCAUAUAUUUAUUUGAUAUGUUAUUGUACAUCAGUCACACUUGUUGCACACUUCUAAUACACUUUUGUCUUCUUUUAUAAAAUACUGUUUUAUACCAGUUUCCUAAAUUCCACGACUUGACAUUCCACUGAUAAUGAGAUAAAUUAAACAGAUUGUAUUUAGAAAAAGCAAAAUGGUGUUAUCUGUAUUCAUAUUCACUUUAAUUAAUAUUUCAUCAAUUAAAUUAAAUGUUACAUGACCCAUGCAUCAUUAGAAAUAAUUUUGUCACAAGUAAAAUGCCUCUAUGUAUUGUAAAAGUUUAAUAGUGUAUGUUUCAUUGUUAUUAAUUAAGUAUCCUGUUUUCACAAAUGACUAUUAUACUUAAUCGUCUAGCCUCAUGUCAUUGAUCUCUGGGAGAAUACAUUUAUACUCCCAGUUGAUGAUAUCUAAUACAGAAAAUAUUAAAAUUACUGUUCAGUUAA